Molecule: messenger RNA, 1653 nt
Organism: Raphanus sativus (radish)
Lineage: Eukaryota; Viridiplantae; Streptophyta; Magnoliopsida; Brassicales; Brassicaceae
Product: cytochrome P450 85A2
Exons: 9
Coding region: 109-1497 (462 amino acids)
Biological process (GO): sterol metabolic process
Molecular function (GO): monooxygenase activity; iron ion binding; oxidoreductase activity, acting on paired donors, with incorporation or reduction of molecular oxygen
Source: RefSeq, a predicted model, not a curated record
ACCAAAACCAAAGAACCUUAAUCUUCUCUCUCUUUCUCUCUGUUUAUUACUGAUUCUGUUCGAAAACAGAGAACAAGGGAAAAAAAAUAGAAGAGAAAAUGGGUAUAAAUGAUGAUGACUUUUGGUCUUCUUCUGAUCAUUGUCUGCGUCUGCUCUGCUCUUCUCCGAUGGAACCAAAUGCGAUACUCCAAGAAAGGCCUCCCACCUGGAACCAUGGGGUGGCCAGUUUUUGGUGAAACCACCGAGUUUCUCAAACAAGGACCAGAUUUCAUGAAGAACCAGAGACUCAGAUACGGGAGUUUCUUCAAAUCUCACAUUCUUGGCUGCCCUACAAUAGUCUCAAUGGACGCAGAACUCAACAGAUACAUUCUAAUGAACGAAUCUAAAGGACUAGUUGCAGGUUAUCCACAAUCUAUGCUCGAUAUCCUUGGGACAUGCAACAUCGCGGCGGUUCAUGGCCCGAGCCACCGGCUCAUGAGAGGCUCAUUGCUCUCUCUAAUAAGCCCAGCUAUGAUGAAAGAUCAUCUAUUGCCUAAGAUUGAUGAUUUCAUGAGAAGCUAUCUUUGUGGUUGGGAUGAGGUUGAGACCAUUGAUAUUCAAGAAAAGACCAAACAUAUGGCAUUUUUAUCAUCGUUGUUACAAAUAGCAGAGACUUUGGAAGAAGCAGAGGUUGAAGAAUAUAGAAAAGAGUUCUUCAAGCUUGUUGUGGGAACUCUUUCUGUCCCAAUCGAUCUCCCGGGGACAAGUUACCGAUGCGGAAUCCAAGCAAGAAACAAUAUUGAUAGGUUAUUGACAAAGCUGAUGCAAGAACGAAGAGAGUCAGGAGAAAGUUUCACAGACAUGUUGGGUUACUUGAUGAAGAAGGAAGAUAACCGAUACUUGUUAUCUGAUAAGGAGAUAAGAGAUCAAGUAGUAACUAUAUUGUAUUCGGGUUAUGAGACUGUCUCUACAACUUCCAUGAUGGCUCUUAAGUAUCUCCAUGAUCAUCCUAAAGCUCUUGAAGAACUCAGGAGAGAACAUUUGGCUAUAAGAGACCGAAAACGACCUGACGAACCGCUCACUCUUGACGAUAUAAAAUCAAUGGAAUUCACACGAGCUGUAAUCUUUGAGACAUCAAGAUUGGCAACGGUAGUUAAUGGAGUCCUGAGGAAAACUACUCACGACCUGGAACUCAACGGGUAUUCAAUCCCAAAAGGUUGGAGAAUUUACGUAUACACAAGAGAGAUUAACUAUGAUACAUCUCUGUAUGAAGAUCCUAUGAUCUUUAACCCAUGGAGAUGGAUGGAAAAGAAUUUGGAAUCAAAGAGCUAUUUCUUACUCUUUGGAGGUGGAGCAAGACAUUGCCCUGGGAAGGAACUAGGAAUUUCUGAAGUCUCCAGCUUCAUUCACUACUUUGUUACAAAAUACAAAUGGGAGGAAAAGGGGGGAGAGAAACUAAUGGUGUUUCCAAGAGUUUCAGCACCAAAAGGAUAUCAUCUUAGGGUUUUACCUUACUGACUUUGUUUUGUCCAAAUAUUAGAACUAUGAUAUAUAAAGUUAAGGUUUUUUUGUUAGGGUUAAUUAACCUAUUUUACCUCUCAAGGUUUAGAGGAAUAUAGAAGAAGCUGUUAGAAAAUAAUAUAUUUUAAAAUGUUGAGCCCAGCUCUUAUUUUG